This is a messenger RNA of Astyanax mexicanus (Mexican tetra), 781 nucleotides long. Its product is annotated as centrosomal protein of 135 kDa-like. The record is from RefSeq and is a predicted model, not a curated record. NCBI's taxonomy places the organism in Eukaryota, Metazoa, Chordata, Actinopteri, Characiformes, Acestrorhamphidae. The coding region runs from base 25 to 732 and encodes 235 amino acids. The transcript has a single exon.
UUAUUGUUUCUAUGAGUAAAGUUCAUGUAUCUGUGUUUCCUCAUAGAGAGUCGCUCUGCAGGGAGCAGACGCUACAGACUGGCUGCAGUGGGUCUGGGUCUGCUGUGUGUUCUCCUGCUGACUGCCAUCACAGUGCUGUGGAUCCAGUUCAACCACCUGACUGCAGAGAGAGACCAGUUACAGACCAGUAACACCAACCUGACUGCAGAGAGAGACCAGUUACAGACCAGUAACACCAACCUGACUGCAGAGAGAGACCAGUUACAGACCAGUUACACCAACCUGACUGCAGAGAGAGACCAGUUACAGACCAGUAACCCCAACCUGACUGCAGAGAGAGAACAGUUACAGACCAGUUACACCAACCUGACUGCAGAGAGAGACCAGUUACAGACCAGUUACACCAACCUGACUGCAGAGAGAGACCAGUUACAGACCAGUUACACCAACCUGACUGCAGAGAGAGACCAGUUACAGACCAGUUACACCAACCUGACUGCAGAGAGAGACCAGUUACAGACCAGUUACACCAACCUGACUGCAGAGAGAGACCAGUUACAGACCAGUUACACCAAGCUGACUGCACAGAGAGACCAGUUACAGACCAGUAACACCAACCUGACUGCAGAGAGAGACCAGUUACAGACCAGUUACACCAACCUGACUGCAGAGAGAGACCAGUUACAGGCAGAGAGAGACGGGCUCCAGAGAAGGUUUUCUGAACUGGGUUAGUGAUUAAUUGCCGUUUUUAAUCAUUUUAUUAGGAACAUCAUUCUAACAC